AUGCCAAACGGACGCACGCAAAGACGGGGCGACGGCGGUGCGGCCAGGGCUGGCAGGCCGGCUCGUUGUCCGGAUCCGGUCAAGCAGGGCAGCCGCAGCAGGGCUGGCUGGCGGGGCUUGGCUCGGCUCCGGCUUGGGCGCCACGUCUGGGCCUGGCCUGGCAGGCUAGGGCAGGGCCAGCUGGCUCGAAAAAUCGGGCCGGCUGCUCGAUCUGCCUCGUCUGUGCAGCCGUGGAUGCACCGCCGGCGGGAUCCCGAACGCAUCUGCACCAUCACCACACCGGCAGCGCCCCGGCCUGCGUCUGAGGCUAGGCCGGCGUCGCGGCGAGACGCCCCGUAG
Molecule: messenger RNA, 339 nt
Organism: Pseudozyma flocculosa PF-1
Lineage: Eukaryota; Fungi; Basidiomycota; Ustilaginomycetes; Ustilaginales; Ustilaginaceae
Exons: 1
Coding region: 1-339 (112 amino acids)
Source: RefSeq, a predicted model, not a curated record